GGGGGGGGGGGGGCGGCGGGAGGGACACGGGGUCUUCUGGUGUACAGCUCCAUGAACUGACCAGAUGAAUAAUACAGGAGCCAGAGGAUAAACAUUCCUUUUGUGGUCACUUCCAGGGCCUGGGGAAGAUGACCACUCUCACACGGCAGGACCUUAACUUUGGGCAAGUUGUUGCAGAUGUUCUUUCAGAAUUCCUGGAAGUGGCUGUUCACCUCAUCUUGUAUGUCAGAGAAGUUUACCCUAUUGGGAUCUUUCAGAAGAGAAAAAAAUACAAUGUACCUGUCCAGAUGUCCUGCCACCCAGAGCUGAACCAGUACAUCCAGGACACACUGCACUGUGUAAAGCCACUCCUGGAGAAGAACGAUGUGGAGAAAGUUGUGGUUGUAAUCCUGGAUAAAGAGCACCACCCCGUGGAGAGAUUUGUCUUUGAGAUCACCCAGCCACCUCUUCUUUCCAUUAGUUCUGAGUCUCUGCUAUCCCACGUGGAGCAGUUACUGCGUGCCUUCAUCCUGAAAAUCAGCGUGUGUGAUGCUGUGCUGGACAACAACCCCCCAGGUUGCACCUUCACAGUUCUGGUUCACACACGGGAGGCUGCCACACGCAACAUGGAAAAGAUCCAGGUGAUAAAGGAUUUCCCUUGGAUCCUCGCUGAUGAGCAAGACGUGCAUAUGCAUGACCCCCGACUUAUUCCCCUGAAAACCAUGACAUCUGACAUCUUAAAGAUGCAGCUCUAUGUAGAAGAGCGAGCUCACAAAGGCACCUGAUUUCAAAUCUUCCUUGCCUUCAAGCUUCGUCUGAUCUUCCAGUGGAGUUAAGAUCUGUCACAAACUGUAACUUGAUAACCAUCUCUUCAGCUGGCCUUCUGGGUGAAUGUAGAGCAGCUGCUGCCUCUUUAUUUCAAGUGCUCUUAUGUGUAAAGAACUGACUUGGAAUGGGGAGCCAGAGCCUGUUCCCAUGUUGACUUGUGUGAGAGAGCACAGGUGUUGAUACAGUUCGUCCUUGGGGAGUCAGUGCUUUAUUACCAGUCCAGUUCUCACCUGGAAAGGGCAGCUCCAUUGCACACAGGCAGUGACAGACAGCAAGGAACACAAUCCACGAGAGCAACAUUUGUGCUAAGGGGGAGUGAGGCCUUACGGAGUGUCUGUCCACUGUGACCAUCCCAAGUAGUCUUCAAUAAAUACUAAGUUUUACCCCAGUUGAACUGGGCUGAGUUCUGUCAAAACCAGGCUCCCUUCUUCAGUGAGGAAAUAUUUUUAUUUUCUGUGGAGCUUCCACUGUUUUUCUGGCCCAUAUGUGGACUCUGUCAAUUCCCAUGAAAGGCUGUGCAACCUUGGUCUCUCCCCUUUCACUCAGAGGUGGAAUUAGCAAUGUGGAAUUUGUCUGUCCAGCAAGGACACCUGCCAAGUAUCAUACUCCUAACAGAGAAUAGGCAAGGAAAGCACUGUUAAUCCUACACCUGUCAGAGGAGAUGGAGUACGGCCUUAGCAUUAGUUCUGGGUAUAUAAGGGUGGCAGACACAGGUCAUAGUGAGCUGAGCUUGUUUGUCAGAGAAUUUGGUACACU
This is a messenger RNA of Ficedula albicollis (Collared flycatcher), 1563 nucleotides long. It is a transcript of the gene MAD2L2, whose product is annotated as MAD2 mitotic arrest deficient-like 2 (yeast). The coding region runs from base 129 to 764 and encodes 211 amino acids. Lineage: Eukaryota; Metazoa; Chordata; Aves; Passeriformes; Muscicapidae. The record is from RefSeq and is a predicted model, not a curated record. Gene Ontology annotation, cellular component: zeta DNA polymerase complex. The transcript has 10 exons.